Molecule: messenger RNA, 2005 nt
Organism: Atta colombica
Lineage: Eukaryota; Metazoa; Arthropoda; Insecta; Hymenoptera; Formicidae
Product: protein BTG2-like
Exons: 1
Coding region: 1151-1747 (198 amino acids)
Biological process (GO): negative regulation of mitotic cell cycle; negative regulation of cell population proliferation
Cellular component (GO): nucleus; cytoplasm
Source: RefSeq, a predicted model, not a curated record
GGGCGAGUGGCGACGCGGCUGCAGCAACUACCAUCUACCAUGCGCAGCGCGCUGGAUCACGUGACGGUGUGUCGCGGUGGGCGCCGUCGAUACAGGAUUGGUCGAUGCCGCGAUAUGUAACCCCCAUUCGGCGUCACUUGAACAAAGAGACGAGGCUACCCCGUUCGUGCUCGUGAGCUCUGCCAUUAGAAAGUCGUCGGUAGUCGAUGAACGCGGAACCUCCGCGAGUUUGGAUCGAGAGAACGAGAGGGAGAAAGAUAAAAAGAGCUGAUCCAUCGGUUCGAUCACGUCGCGAUCAAGUUUUAUCAGUCUGAAUUGCCAGUCUGCCGGGACUCGACGACAACGGAAAGAAAGAAGAGAGUGGCAGUGGAAGGACAGUUCGGAGAGACAAGCCCGGCUUUAGAGAUCAGCUCUAGCAACUCCGACCUACCGACGCGACGGUCCCGGAUCGGCCGAAUUGUCGGAAUCGAUCCGGUGAAACGAAGCGUGAAACGGAAAGCGCGCCUUUUAUCCGCGAGCACUGUUAAGAAACUCGCGUGGACGAGUCGACAACGAGGAGGCGAAUUGGCAGGCAACGAAGCGAGCGUUGAGAAACGACGCGUGGACGCUCACCCGACGACGAUCCGAAAUCGAUCCUCCACAUACAUCUGUUACAUCUGUUAUCGUGCGCCGGAUUGCAUCCUCAUCGGUGAGGAUCUUCGAGGGACGCUCCGGCGGUUAGCCCAUCGCGCUGGAGGGUCGAGGACGUACGACGAGCGCUGUAGAGUGCUACGCAGCGACGUGGCGACGACGCCAUUUUGUGGUGACUGGUACUGUGCGCUUCUUUCGGCAUCAACGCCGUCGAGCUUACUCAUCGCCGCGCCGUGACCCGUGACACGCGCGUAUCUCUGAUACUCAUCGCCUUCAAUCGGUAUAAAACGGCGUGGAGUAGCGGUGGCUUUUCGCCUUCGGAACCGUGGAUCGCGAGAGACAGCGAGACGGAGAGAGAGAAAAAAAGAGAGAGAUAAACAGUGCCCAUAUAUUUGAGCAAGAUCGAGUGCGUCAUCGACGUGGCUUUCAUCCCAUCGCGAUACAGGAGAGAGAGAGAGAGAGAGAGAAUUUUCUAUUGGAUUAUUGUCAUCGACGCCUUCGCCCUGGGUCACCACCGACCAUGAGACUGGAAAUCGUGUCGGCGGCGGAUUUUUUGGUGCACCUGCUGCGCCUGCAGGCGGGUCAGCUGUCGGAACGGCAACUGGAGAUGUUCAAAUCAUCAUUGACGGAGGUGUUGCGCCACCGUUAUCGGGAUCACUGGUUCCCAGAUCGGCCAAAUCGCGGCUCCGGCUAUCGUUGCAUACGCAUCAACGGUAAAAUGGAUCCGGUAAUCGCGCAGGCUGGUGCGAACGUCGGCCUGUUGCCGACGGUACUGCACAGUCUAUUCCCCAGCGAGCUUACCAUGUGGAUCGACCCGUCGGAAGUAUCGUACAGAAUCGGCGAGAAUGGUUCCAUCUGCGUGCUGUACGAGCGUACCGAGGCCGAGAACGUGGAAGAGAUCUCCCAGCAGCAGCAGCAGCAACAGCAUCAGCAUCAACAUCAUCAUCAACAACAACAACACCAGCACCAUCAUUCGCAGCAACAUCAACAAGCACCAACUAUUAUGCCGUCGCCAUCCCAGCAACAACAACAGCAACAAUUCGAAACCUGCAAAGACUCUCUGUUGCUGGAACACACGCAAUUCAGCGAGCAGAUCGCCGCGUACGUCUCCAGCUGAAUCGCCGGGCUCGCCGCCGCGCUCGUGUCUACGCUUCUGAAAUGAUCUACUAUAUAUAUAAGCGCACGUGCAUCUCGUGAUAUGUGAUAUCCCGCGUGAUGAUUGUGUCGCGUCGGACCGGGUACGUCCGCGCGCUCCUCAACCUUUUGUGAACUCCAAACGUGCGUGCGUCUCUUCCCUCCUUUGCGUUUUUCUUCUCUUUCUCUCUCUCUCUCUCUCUCUCUCUCUCGUCCUUUUCCUUUCUAUUUUUCCCUUCCU